AUGUUCAAAUCGACCUUGCUCCUUGCGUUCGCCUUGAAUGUUUUUCAAAGCAAUGCUUUCCAAAUCACUUAUCCAAAUGAAGGCGACCUUGUGAACGUUUACAAUGGCCUUAUUACGACUUGGUCUUACAACUCUUCCGAUUCGAUAUCACACCCUCUCAUGAUUCAAUUUGUCCCAGUCUCUCACAUGGAGGAAGCUCCAAGUUACGUCCAGAAGGAUCUCAAUAUCACUCUGGGUUCAUGGACGAUAGAAACCCAAUUUCCGGUGGCCGAUGAUUAUUACCUUCGGUUUAUCUACGCCAAUAAAGAUUGGUCUAGCGGGAGAUUUAAGAUUACCAUGUCUGAGAGUCCAAAAAAUGCCAGCGAUACGUCGAGUUCUGCUAGUUCUGACCGUCCAUCGACUUCGGACCGCAGUAGCAUGACCCUAUUGGUAACAGAGUCCACCAGUACAGGAACCGGAACUAGCUCACUAGUGCCAGUGACAACUCGCGCAUUGGGCCCCGUGCCAACUGUAACUGCAGCUACAACUCAGGUUUCAAGCAGCAGUGAGAACUCCGACAAAGGCCUCAGCACUGGCGCGAAAGCGGGGAUUGGAAUAGGUUGUGCUGCCGCCGCGAUUAUCGGGAUAGUGGGCUUGUGGCUCCUUUAUCGAAUCAAGAAAAAGAGAAAUAUUUCUCCGGACCCCCAAAUUUUACCAGAUCCUGGUUCGACGAAGCUGGGUGAAAGCAGUACCUCUGGAGGAAUAUUUGAAGCGGAUGGAAAACACGAGGCGGCCAAUAUGGCUGAGCUUCCGUCGGAUACCUAUACACGAGGUGAACUGCCGGGGUGA
This is a messenger RNA of Penicillium cosmopolitanum, 828 nucleotides long. RefSeq lists its product as uncharacterized. The record is from RefSeq and is a predicted model, not a curated record. Bases 1 to 828 code for a protein of 275 amino acids. Lineage: Eukaryota; Fungi; Ascomycota; Eurotiomycetes; Eurotiales; Aspergillaceae. The transcript is spliced from 2 exons.